AUGUACACUGAUCAUCAGGGCACUAAUGAUCAGUGUGCCCUGAUGAUCAGUGUAGCCCCAGCAGUGCCACCUGUCAGUGUCCAUCUGAGCAGCCUUUCAGUGCCACCUAUCCGUGCUGCCAGUCAGUGCCAGCUAUCAGUGCGCAUCAGUGUCGCUUAUCAGUGCGCAUCAGUGUCGCCUAUCAGUGCCGCCUAACAGUGCCAUGUCAGAUAUGAGUGCUGCCUUUCAGUGCCCAGCAGUGAUGCCUGUCAAUACCCAUCAGUGCCACCUACCAGUGCCUCCUAUCAGUGCCCAUCACUGCAGCUCAUUCACGCACAUCAGCG
Messenger RNA from Staurois parvus, 323 nucleotides. The record is from the annotation of a GenBank genome assembly. Lineage: Eukaryota; Metazoa; Chordata; Amphibia; Anura; Ranidae.